AACACAGCCCCGGUGGGGCCCGACGGCGCGCGCCCCCGACAGCACGCGUCUCCGACAGCGCGCGCCCAGCGCCGGCGCUCGUUCGUCCUCACAUCGGGAGCGAAGCGGGAGGUGGACGCCCUGGCGCCCUGCUAGAGGCGCCAGAAGCCCCUGAGGGAGGCGCGCGCCCGCCGGAAGCCGCGCCCCCGACGCGGCCCACAGCCCGAGGCGCCGGAAGUGGUCGCGGUCGCGCUGCUUCCGGUCUGCGGGAGGCGCUCCGGGCGGGGGCCGCGGGGGAGGCGAGUUGCCGACUGGCCGAAGGCCGGCACCUAUGGCGGAGGGCGGCGGGCGGGCCGGACCUGGGCUCGCAGGUCCGAAUCUGAAGGAGUGGCUGAGGGAGCAGUUUUGUGACCAUCCGCUGGAGCACUGUGAGGACACGAGGCUCCACGAUGCAGCCUAUGUGGGGGACCUCCAGACCCUCCGGAGCCUGCUGCAGGAGGAGAGCUACCGGAGCCGCAUCAACGAGAAGUCUGUGUGGUGCUGCGGCUGGCUGCCCUGCACACCACUGCGCAUUGCGGCCACUGCAGGCCACGGGAACUGCGUGGACUUCCUGAUCCGGAAGGGGGCUGAGGUGGACCUGGUGGACGUGAAGGGACAGACGGCCCUGUACGUGGCCGUGGUGAACGGGCACCUGGAGAGCGCCCAGAUCCUUCUGGAAGCCGGCGCCGACCCCAAUGGAAGCCGGCACCACCGCAGCACCCCUGUCUACCACGCCUCCCGGGUGGGCAGGGCAGACAUCCUGAAGGCCCUCAUCAGGUACGGGGCCGAUGUCGAUGUCAACCACCACCUGACUCCUGACGUCCAGCCGCCUUUCUCCCGGCGGCUCACCUCCUUGGUGGUCUGCCCCCUGUACAUCAGCGCAGCCUACCACAACCUCCAGUGCUUCAAGCUGCUCCUGCAGGCUGGGGCAAACCCGGACUUCAACUGCAAUGGUCCCGUCAAUACGCAGGGCUUCUACAGGGGCUCCCCCGGGUGCGUCAUGGAUGCCGUCCUGCGUCACGGCUGUGAGGCGGCCUUCGUUAGCCUGCUUGUGGAGUUCGGCGCCAACCUGAACCUGGUGAAGUGGGAAUCCUUGGGCCCGGAGUCGAGAGGCAGAAGGAAGGUAGACCCUGAGGCUCUGCAGGUCUUUAAAGAGGCCAGAAGUGUCCCUAGGACCUUGCUCAAUCUGUGCCGCGUGGCCGUGAGAAGAGCGCUUGGCAAAUACCGACUCCAUCUGAUUCCCUCGCUGCCUCUGCCAGACCCCAUAAAAAAGUUCCUGCUGUAUGAGCAGAACUCACGAGCGGCGGCUGACUGCAGCGAGGAGGAAGCAGUCUCCAGAGCCAGUCGACACCGGUUCUUGCCCCUGUGACCACGUCCUGUGCUGCUGACUAGAUCCCACCUGGCUGUUGGUGAAGCGGAAUCAGCCUCGUCCUCAUGGAUUGUAUCCCAUCUCAGGUGCUUGGGGCGCCGGACAGUCCUUAGAAUAAAACGUCAGCUGCCCUUUUGUCAAAGCACAGAAUUUCUCAUUGAGUUUGCCUGUCUCUGAAAUCCAGCGUCGGGGACCCGCAGUCUCGCUACCGUAUAUGUUUACGUGCCGAGGAAUUUCUCUCGGAGUCUUGAAACAGCCUGUAUGUGGUUGAAGGAGAGCCCAGCGUCUGCUCUGCCUGGUAGUCCAAGAACAAGCCCUGAGAUCACUGUGUGAGCUGUUAGGAAGUGCGUGCUUGUGUCCUGCCCACGGCAGAGCAACGACCCUGGGGUGAUGGGCCUCUGGCCUUCCCGAAUCCCCUAAGAGACACUCCCGGGAGGUUCGUGUGGUCUCCUCAGCGAGGCUGCCCCUGACCUCAGGCCUGGGCACCUGAGGCAUCCCCGAGCGCUGGCGCUGGCGCUGGUGGUGAGCCUUCUGGCGCCGGGGCUGCCGGCUUCUGCUUGUGCCCCUCUCAGCCGCCUGCCACUCAGCGGCCAGUCCCGAGUGGUCUGGAUUCCCCGCCAGCUUGGAAGUGCCUCAUCUGGCCCCAUGACCUCUCUCUCCUCGCUUGCUUAUGCCUCACUUCCCUCCUCAUCCCCCGCCCCCAGCCUGACUCUCUUGAUGUGGAAUAAAAUAACUGAUGUGCACACAUGAGUGGUUAGUGGGAUCAUGUCCUAGGAGAAUUCCACGGGGGGGACGUGCAGAGUUUGAAGUGCAGUGACGUGCGGAAUAUAUGCUAUAAAUUCUAGGAAGAUAGUCUGAUGGAAAAGAGAGGCGGGGGGAAGGGUGACUUCUGUUGCCUUAACUUGUAAUCGUUCAGUGUCUGGAAUGCACGGGGAGCUUUUCUUUUUUAAGUUGCUUGGAUUCCAGAUCUCUCCCAAGUGACGUAUGCGUGUGCACCCAUGCAGUUUAGUGUGGUAUUUGUGGGCACGGCUCUCCUGUGUAUAACAUCAGUUUGCUGCUGUGAUUUAGCCAGCAGUGCCCCUGCUCCGCCCCGCGUGUUUGCACAGCUCCCGCUGCUUCUGUCUGGUGUCGGGCACGUGAGGUGUGACACGCGCUGGGGCCCGUGUGCCUGCACGCGUGCUGAAGGGGAAUGCUGACCGUCAGCCCUCAGCUUCUCCUUCCUCCUCUGGUCAUGACUGCGUGCUUGCCCGCAGCAGCUGGGACCAUGACUGUUCUUUGCACUUGUGCCUGGUUAAGAGCUUUCAGAAAUACAAUGGACAUCUUUGAUGUGUUAUUGUAACUUUAGUAAAUGCUUUAUUCCCCUUUAAUUCCCCCCAGUGCCUUAAUUUAGUGCACUGUUUAUCUCAUUGGAUAGAAGAAUUGACCAUGUGAAAUAUUUGUACAUGAACUUCCGGUAGAAGAAGCUGGCUCUCUGGAGAGUUCCUAAUUCGCAGAGAAGGGCUUAGCUAACACAGGAGUUUUAAACUGCUCUGGGGGACCCUGGUGCUCUAGGGAGGCACCCAAAAUGUUGCCCAGGUUUAAACUGAUGGAUGAGCCUGUUUUACUUGGUGGGGUUUCUAGUUUGAAGAGAGUGUGCUCCUAAAAGUGUGUGAAACACAUGGCUUUCAAUCAGGGUGACACUGUCCCUACAGUGCUCUGUCGGGUGGGGAGGUGGUGGAGACUGCGGGCCCCUGUCUUUGUGACUUAGUUUGAAAGUGGGAUGGUGAGGUGUGAAGCUUUGGGAAUGAAUGAACUAAAUAAAGCAUUUAUUCAUCUCUCA
Aethalodelphis obliquidens (Pacific white-sided dolphin) is the source of this 3206-nucleotide messenger RNA. RefSeq names its product ankyrin repeat and SOCS box containing 1 (gene ASB1). The record is from RefSeq and is a predicted model, not a curated record. Gene Ontology annotation, biological process: intracellular signal transduction; ubiquitin-dependent protein catabolic process; protein ubiquitination. Gene Ontology annotation, molecular function: protein binding. Gene Ontology annotation, cellular component: ubiquitin ligase complex. Bases 311 to 1387 code for a protein of 358 amino acids. NCBI's taxonomy places the organism in Eukaryota, Metazoa, Chordata, Mammalia, Artiodactyla, Delphinidae. The transcript is spliced from 6 exons.